AUUAAUUAAUUAUUAAUUAAAAGGGUUAAUAUAAUUUUCAUGAAUUCUCUUCUAUUGUUCCUCCCUUAUUUUUCAGCAGAAAGUUUUCAUUUUCUUUGAAACUUGAUGCUGAAUUAUUCUUGUUUGUUCAUGUUUGACAUUCAUGUCUCCAGUUCUUAGUGAAAUCCUUCGUUCCGGUUUUAUGAUAAAUUCCUCUCUAAGGCGUAGAACUCAUCUUGUUCAAUCUUUCUCUGUUGUCUUCCUUUAUUGGUUCUAUGUUUUCUCGUAAAUCUCCUAACGCCAUUGCAACAUUAUAUUAUAUCAUUAUUAUAAGCUAGUAAUAAAUAACAUAUUAUCAUUGUAAGUUAAGUAUAUUAGUCAUUAAUUGUCCAUGUUUGUUCAAAGUCCCUUUGUUAGUAUUGUAUCUCCUUGAAAUCUAUUUUUAUUUUUGAACAAAGUAAAAAAAAUUACAUAGAUCUUUUUUAUUUAUAUUAAAAUCAAGAUAAUUUGAUCGGCGACCGAUCAAAAGAUACUAGAAUUAAUUUUGCUGAACAUAUUCUGAUCAUGGCCUCAUCGAGUGGAAACUCGUCUACAUCCACCAAAUUUUGUGGCUCUGAAGAAGAUUUGCAACUUCUGAUGGAUCAAAAGAAGAGGAAGAGAAAGCAGUCGAACCGCGAAUCCGCGAGGAGAUCUAGAAUGAGGAAGCAAAAGCACUUGGAUGACUUAGUUGCUGAAGUUGAGAAGCUUAAAAAGGAGAACAAUGAAAUCCUUACCGGAGUUAAGAUCACAACACAAAAGUUUCUGAAUAUUGAGGGAGAAAAUUCCAUCUUAAGGGUCCAAAUGAGUGAACUUACCAAAAGGCUUGAAUCACUCAAUCAUAUGCUUAGCUUCUUCAACAACAAUAACAACACCAUCACAAGCACUAGUACAAUUUUUGAUAGUGAAUUCUACCAUGAUUAUAAUUUCAUGAAUCAUCAUCACAUUAACAUGUGCCUUAACCAACCCAUCAUGGCAUCUUCAAAUCACAUGUUUGAGUGGUGAGUUAUGAGAUGAGACUCUAA
Arachis duranensis is the source of this 1040-nucleotide messenger RNA. Its product is annotated as bZIP transcription factor 11. The record is from RefSeq and is a predicted model, not a curated record. Gene Ontology annotation, cellular component: nucleus. Bases 544 to 1020 code for a protein of 158 amino acids. Gene Ontology annotation, biological process: positive regulation of DNA-templated transcription. Gene Ontology annotation, molecular function: transcription cis-regulatory region binding; DNA-binding transcription factor activity. NCBI's taxonomy places the organism in Eukaryota, Viridiplantae, Streptophyta, Magnoliopsida, Fabales, Fabaceae. The transcript has a single exon.